AUCUUAAAAUAUAAUAUAUUAUCUUUCAAAAAAAAAAUUGUUUUGAAAAACAAAAAUAAAAAGGAUUCUUUCUUGAGAUAGUCACACAUAUUUUAAUAUGAUAUUAAAGCAUACAGAGGUCUUACGAUCAAAUUUUAUUAUCACUAAAGAUCAAAUCUCACUUACAUACUUUACUCAUAAAUUUUUUUAAAUAAUUUAAUUUUGAGUAAAUGUACUGUCGAAACCAAACUUAAAGGGAGUCUAUUAACUAACUAAAAUCGUAUUUUUGACAAUAUUAAUAUCUACGUGAUACAUACAUGUGUCUACGACCUUCAGUGUGAUAAUGGCCACAACUUUGUUAUUUCUUACAUUCAUCUAGCUAUCCAAUAACCUAUUUGAGAAACUAAUCAUUUCUGCACAAAAUCCAUUUGUUUACUCAGCUGAAAAGAACUAAAAAGGUACAAAGAAAUGGAAGCAGAAGAAAACAUAAAGCUUCAUGCCAUUAUGAUACCAGUACCUCUACAAGGCCAUAUAGUACAGUUCAUCAAUCUUGCAAUAAACCUCGCAUCAAAAGGUCUCACCGUAACUUUCGUCAACACACAAUCAACUCAUCUGAGGUUGAAGAAAGCGCAAUCAUUCUCCGACAGCUCCCUGGACUACAACAUCUUCUCUGAGGCGCGGAAAUCUGGCCUUGACAUCCGAUACACAACGAUAAGUGAUGGUUUUCCUCUGAAUUUCGAUCGGAUGGGAAACCACAGUCAGUUCAUGGAAGGGUUGUUCCAUGUUUUCUCAGCACAUGUCGAUGAUCUUGUCGCAAAUCUUGUCAAUUCUAACCAUAUUCCUCCGGUUUCUUGCCUAAUCGCUGACACUUUCUUCGUCUGGCCAUCGGAGAUUGCCAAGAAAUAUAAUCUUGUUAACAUAUCAAUGUGGUCUGAACCAGCUCUGGCAUUCACAAGUUACUAUCAUAUGGACCUCUUAAAAGCAAAUGGUCACUUUGGUUCUCAAGAUAAUCGUGAGGAUACGAUAAAUUACAUACCAGGAGUUCAAGCUAUUGAACCAGGAGAUCUUCCUUCAUACCUUCAAGAUACCGAGCCAUGGGAUAUAAUGCACCGGUACAUAUUCAAAUCACUUGAAGAUGCACGGAAAGCAGACAUGAUCAUAUGCAACACAGUACAAGAGCUAGAGUCCUCAACGAUAUCAGCUCUACAAGAGAAAAAGCCAUUCUAUGCACUAGGACCAAUUUUCCCGAAAGGGUUCAGCAAAAGCGCCAUUCCGACAAACCUAUGGGUGGAAUCGGACUGCAACGAGUGGCUAAACAGUAAACCGAAAGGUUCAGUCAUGUACAUUUCAUUUGGAAGUCUUGCAAGUAUUAGUAGACAAGAUAUACUUGAAAUGGCUCAUGGACUUCUCCUUAGCAAAGCUAGCUUUCUUUGGGUUGUUCGUCCUGACAUCACGUGGUCGUUAGAGAGUAAUCUUUUGCCAUCAGGAUUUGAGGACGGCGUUAAGGAAAGAGGACUAGUUGUAUCAUGGUGUAACCAAAUUGACGUAAUCUCACAUCCAGCUGUCGGUGGAUUCUUGACUCAUUGCGGGUGGAAUUCAGUUUUGGAGAGCAUAUGGUGCAAAGUUCCAAUGUUGUGUUUUCCUAUAUUCACCGAUCAGUUUACAAACAGGAAACUGGUUGUCGAUGAGUGGAAGGUUGGUUUUAAUCUUACCGAAGGAAGAAUCCUCAAACGACAGGAAAUUGCACAGAAAAUCGACUGUUUCAUCACUAAAGUCAACGAGUUAAGUAUCAAUCUAGAGGAAGCGAGGAAGCAGCUCGAAGAUGCAUUAUCCGAAAAUGGUUCAUCAGGAAGAAACUGCAAGCAACUAAUCUGUGACAUCAAGUACAAAAUUCAGCAGAAAAGCAAGAGUAGUAACAAGACAAGCUUACUUUCGUAUGGUAACUAGAAGAAAUAUCUGUAUUGGAACGAAAUGCACGUAUAUGUGAUCAUAUAACGGAUCCCAACUUAUCCCCCGACUGAAGCCUAGUCAACUGAUUGAUUGAACAAGAACAAAUACUUUAAUGCUCCGGUCCUUCUUUCCCGGAUUCCACACAUAAGUGGACGCUUAAUGCACCAGGCUGCCGUUUUCUUAUGUAGGAGGCUGUUGCAAAGAAGUGUCCCUAGGAGUAACUGUAAAGUUGCUGUCAUGGGAGCAGGAGGUCUCAGAUUCAAGUCGUGGAAACAGCCUCUUGCAGAAAUGUGAGGUAAGGCUGCUACAGUAAAGCCUUGUAGUUCGGCCCUUCCCAGGACCCUGCGUAGUGAGAGCUCAAGUGCACCGGGCUGCCCUUUUUGAAAUGUAUUGUUUGCACUUAUUUACUUGAUUUUUGUAACACAUAUAUAGGCUCUGAGCCGAAACUACUGAUAUAGAGACAUAUAUCAUCUAUUCUACAUAAACGGUGAGAAAAUUUAAGCAGUAUGCAUGAUAUACAGAACUGUAUAUUGGCUCCA
This is a messenger RNA of Capsicum annuum, 2468 nucleotides long. RefSeq names its product UDP-glycosyltransferase 86A1. The record is from RefSeq and is a predicted model, not a curated record. The coding region runs from base 448 to 1926 and encodes 492 amino acids. NCBI's taxonomy places the organism in Eukaryota, Viridiplantae, Streptophyta, Magnoliopsida, Solanales, Solanaceae. Gene Ontology annotation, molecular function: UDP-glycosyltransferase activity. The transcript is spliced from 3 exons.